GUGGUCCUGAGGGCGGCCAUGAGCGCGUUCGGGGCCGCGGCGUUGCCGUCCGGAUCCUCGGCCGCUGCUGGGGCCCGGAGCGGCAGCAGCGACAGUCUGGAGAAGAUCGACAUGUCCUUGGAUGAUAUAAUUAAACUGAACAAGAAAGAAGAGAGGAAGCAGUAUUCCCCCAAAAUGAAGAGAGGACUCCAGCAGAAUCGAACUCAGCAAUUCAGGACACCAGGCUCCAAGUGGGGGAUCCAACAACAGAAAGGUUAUGGUAAAAAUCAUUUGGGACACAGAAAGAAGAUUGUAGGGAAGAAGCGUCCUUAUGGAGUUAUAACUGGCUUGGCAGCCAAGAAAGCAAUGGGUUCACACAAAGGAAUUAGUCCUCUGAACAGGCAGCCACUUAGUGAGAAGAACACACAGCGGAAUUAUCCCGUCCUGAAAAAGAAACCAAACUUGCGGAGGCAAACUGAAAUGCAGAGAAAACAAAUUCCAACCCUCAGGAGACCUGCCCCGCUAAGCAGGAGGAAUAACAUGCCAUCUGCUUUUGCCAGAAUUGGAAACAAACUAAAUCAGCAGAAAGACACUCGUCAAGCAACUUUCCUGUUUCGAAGAGGAUUGAAGGUGCAGGCCCAAGUGCAGCCAGCAGAAGAUCUUGAUACUCAGACAACAAAGAGAACUCGUCAGCAUCUCAAAUGGCGAACUUCUACCACAAGUGGAGGGAUUCUGACUGUGUCCAUUGAGAACCCAGGAGCAAUCAUAACCCCAAUUUCCCAGAAAUUGCGAUUAACUCGUACUCCUGUGCCCCCGUUUCUGAUGAAGAGGGACCAAUCUGAGGAGAAGAAGAUUCCCAAAGGGGUUCCUUUGCAGUUUGAUAUUAAUAGUGUUGGAAAGCAGACAGGGAUGACACUGAACGAACGUUUUGGGAUCCUGAAGGAACAAAGAACUGCGCUGUCUCAGAACAAAGGGAGCCGUUUCGUAACAGUGGGCUAACCUGACCAAUGGACGAGCACUGAUCCCACCUGUCUAAGAAAGGGAGAUAAAAGUGGGCAGCAGAAUACAUAAGUCACUGAAAUUCUCCAGACUUCUUGCUAAGGUGGUGUCAGAAAUAGCUAUCUUUAUUACUUCCACUUUGAACAGUAAAGACAUUUUGCCCUGAAAGGAGGGAAGAGUGUGGGAACUGUUCUGCUAAAGUGACACCAUUACCCGGUUGGAACAGAUUCUGUUGCCCAGAUGUUGACAAACACUGAUUUUGGUUCAUCUUGCAAUCAAUAUAUAAACAUGAAGUUAAAAGCUUUUUUUGUUUGUUUAAAAGUACUCAGUAUCUGUUCUUUGACACCUUGUUAUAGUAAAGAUUGUGUCAGUGUUUCAUUACAA
Molecule: messenger RNA, 1362 nt
Organism: Lagopus leucura (white-tailed ptarmigan)
Lineage: Eukaryota; Metazoa; Chordata; Aves; Galliformes; Phasianidae
Gene: FYTTD1
Product: forty-two-three domain containing 1
Exons: 10
Coding region: 19-978 (319 amino acids)
Biological process (GO): mRNA export from nucleus
Molecular function (GO): mRNA binding
Source: RefSeq, a predicted model, not a curated record